UGUACCACGUACUUCACGUUCCCGUCCGGUAGGUGGCUGCUUUGGGUCGCUCAAAUCAUUAAACCACUGAAGAAGACGAACAAGGAAGUAGCUAGUUUUCAGAGGUUCAACAUGAGAAUAAACGAAGACACGUUAUUGGAGGGGAAAAACGUCGUGCUGGUGCCUUACAACGCACAUCAUGUUCCCAGAUACCACCAGUGGAUGGGCUGCCCGGAGCUGCAACAGCUGACUGCGUCUGAGCCUCUGACUCUGGAGCAGGAGUACGACAUGCAGAAGAGCUGGAGGGAGGAUGACGACAAAUGCACUUUCAUCAUUCUGGAUAAGCAGCGGUGGGCAGAUCCUGCAGUUCUGGAAGAGCAGUGCAUGGUGGGAGAUGUCAACAUCUUCCUGACAGACCCCAGUGACCCUUCCCUCGCUGAGCUGGAGAUCAUGAUUGCAGAACCCAGUUACAGAGGUAGAGGCUUGGGGAAGGAGGUAACACGUAUGAUGAUCUGUUAUGGGGUGACCAAACUGGGAAUCCGUAAGUUUGAGGCGAAGAUCGGUCUGGACAACAAAGUGAGCAUCGCCAUGUUCAAAAGGUUCCAUUUCCACGAGCUGUCAGUGAGCGAGGUGUUCAGGGAGGUGACCCUUGGCAUGACGGUGGACCAGGCUGUACGGACUCGGCUGCUCGGCGACAUGGCCUUCAUGCAGGAGAAAGCAUAUAGGAAGGACCGGGACAGCCGGCAGGAAGUGACAUCACCACACACCACAUCUCAAGCUGCCCUGUGAAACACGGACGUGUCUCCCCCUGUGGUUUUAGACAGGAUUGGAUGGGUGUAAUGAUAGGUAGAACACAACCGGUUUCCAACAUUUCCUGUCCCUUUUAAAUCCGUAGGGGAAUGGGUGCACACAGAGGGGAAGAGGGUGAGGUGGAAUUGAGCCUUGGUAGGGUUAGGUCAACCCUUAGGCACAGAUGUAGGAUCUGCUCACACUCCCCUAAUCUUAACCAUUUGGGGAGGGAAUGUAAAACUGUCCUUAGAUUAGGGUUUAGUUGCAGCUUCCUCCUGUAAUAGGGUAAUAGCUCCUGUGAUGGAGCAGGACAUUCUGAGUUAAGUUGGAGACUUGGAAUGGCAGGUGUUUUUUCGGGUUAAGGAUACCGUUGAACUGAAUAACUGUUUAUACAUGGCUAGGUAACACUCGCUGGGCUCCCCUAUAUUAAACAUAAUAAUAGUUAAUCGCUGCAUAGUGGUCCUAAACAGGAUUCCUUGAUCUUAAUUCAUACUUGUUAUCGUAAGUUACAGGUUAAAUGUCAGAAACAUGGACUGAUCAUGGAAAUUCAGCUUUCACCCAUAUAAUAGGGCAAAGUGAUUUGUAUUCUGCUUGUCCCAUAAAUGUGAUGUAUUGUAGAGGUGAUAUAUUCCUCUCCCUAUUUGAACCAUUUGUCAAGUGUCUUAUCUGUUUAUUUUUUUUAAGAAACAAAUGUAUCUUCACUGACAAAGAUGUGUGAUGUUUUGUUUUGUAAAUGUUCUGUGCUUAGAGUUGGUCACCAAAUUCUGCUGCAGGCCAAGUUACCAGAGUGGAUGGAACUAAUGCAAAUUUACCUCAACAAGAGUAUUUAUUGGCGUGUAUAAACCUGCCUGUCUACAAA
Messenger RNA from Esox lucius (northern pike), 1627 nucleotides. It is a transcript of the gene nat9, whose product is annotated as N-acetyltransferase 9 (GCN5-related, putative). Lineage: Eukaryota; Metazoa; Chordata; Actinopteri; Esociformes; Esocidae. Bases 112 to 768 code for a protein of 218 amino acids. Gene Ontology annotation, biological process: protein acetylation. Gene Ontology annotation, molecular function: N-acetyltransferase activity. The record is from RefSeq and is a predicted model, not a curated record. The transcript is spliced from 7 exons.